Messenger RNA from Pseudophryne corroboree (corroboree frog), 7606 nucleotides. It is a transcript of the gene SLITRK3, whose product is annotated as SLIT and NTRK like family member 3. The record is from RefSeq and is a predicted model, not a curated record. NCBI's taxonomy places the organism in Eukaryota, Metazoa, Chordata, Amphibia, Anura, Myobatrachidae. The transcript has 2 exons. Gene Ontology annotation, cellular component: postsynaptic density membrane; GABA-ergic synapse. Gene Ontology annotation, molecular function: protein binding. Bases 743 to 3394 code for a protein of 883 amino acids. Gene Ontology annotation, biological process: axonogenesis; regulation of presynapse assembly; positive regulation of synapse assembly.
GAGAUGGAGAAAAAACAAAACAAUACGGUUAAAGGAUAAACUAUGAGUUGUAAGUAAUAUGGGAAAUUAGAAUGUUAGAUGUGAUGUGAAGGUUUGUACUCACAAUAGAAGGGACAAGGAGAAAGUCAAGGUAUCGUGCAGAGACAGGUGAAGACAGGGAGACAGAGGGGGAGAGAGAUGCUUGACUAUGAUCGACUGUCCCAAUUAUCUGCUGUCAGCAAGGGAGGGGGCAAUUGGGGGAGAAGAAGAGAAGGCAACAAAUGGGUAAAGCCAUAGAAUAGGUUGAAAGAGAAUAAAUAGGAGGCAGACAAUUGAAGCAGUGGUGUGAAGAUUGUUGGAUUUGUGUCAAAUUUCCAAUGAUCUGUUGCCUACGACUGGGGGAGGAGGAGGAGGAUAGAGGGGUGAGGAGAAGAUAGAGAGGGGGGAGAGUGAGAAAGACCUCAGCAAGCAAUGUUGGACAGAGAGGCUGCAGAUUCCUCGCUGGCUCUAUUGAGCAUACUGAGAGGCAGAUCUGCAUGCUGAAGCAACCCAUUGAAAACACAGAGCAGCUCACAGCACACUGCACAUUGCACAUUCCCAGCACGUCUCUAGCUCAUUUUUUUUUCUCUUUUUGCCUCAGACUCAGUAGGAGCAGAUAGGAAGAGAAAGACAGAGAGGGAGAGCCAGCAAUCCUUAAACUCAGCCUUUUUUCCCCCGAUGUGCUAAAUAUUCACCUGUAAACUGCUUUUUUUAUUAAUCAAAAAUGGAACCAUCUCCAGCAGAAACUCGUCUAAAUGGACGUAUGUUGUGGAUAAUUCUUUUAAGCACAAUUGCUCUAGCAUGGACAACGCCAAUUCCCUUGAUUGAGGAUUCAGAGGAAAUAGACGAGCCUUGCUUUGAUCCUUGUUACUGUGAAGUGAAGGAAAGUCUUUUCCACAUUUAUUGUGACAAUAAAGGAUUUACAAAUAUUAGCCAGAUUUCAGAAUCCUGGUCUCGACCCUUUAAACUGUAUCUUCAGAGAAAUUCGAUGAGAAAAUUGUACACUAACAGUUUUCUUCACUUGAACAAUGCUGUGUCUAUUAAUCUCGGGAAUAAUGCAUUACAGGACAUCCAGGCAGGAGCCUUUAAUGGAAUGAAAGUUCUGAAGAGGCUUUACUUGCAUGAAAACAAACUUGACAUUUUUAGAAAUGACACUUUCAUGGGGCUGGAAAGCUUGGAAUAUCUGCAAGCAGACUAUAACGUAAUUAAGAGGAUCGAGAGUGGGGCCUUUAGAAAUUUAAAUAAACUGAGAGUGUUAAUUCUCAAUGAUAACCAUAUCCCCUUGCUUCCAACAAAUUUAUUCAAGUCAGUGUCUUUAACACACUUGGACUUGCGUGGAAACCGAUUAAAGAUCCUGUCUUACAGAGGUAUGUUGGAUCAUAUAGGGAGAAGCAUUAUGGAGAUUCAGCUAGCAGAGAAUCCAUGGAACUGUACUUGCGAGAUUGUGCAGCUGAAGAGCUGGCUAGAACGUAUACCUUAUACUGUUCUGGUUGGGGAUAUUACAUGUGAAAGCCCCUUUCACUUUCAUGGCAAGGAUCUAAGGGAUAUAAAACGAGGUAAGCUUUGCCCCUUGCUGUCUGAAAGUGAGGUUGAAGCAAGUCUGGGAAUACCCCAGUUGACUUCAAGCAGAGAAAAUUCAUGGCCUACUAAGCCAUCCUCUAUGUUGUCCUCUUUUCAUGUCACGGCUUCUUCUGUGGAGUACAAGACUUCAAAUAAGCAACCAACUACCACCAAGCAACCUAGAGCUCCAAAGCCUCCACCAACACCCAGAGGUCUUUAUCCAGGCCCAAACCAACCACCAAUAGCUGGCUAUCAGACAAGACCACCCAUCCCAAUUAUCUGCCCCACUGGAUGUUCAUGCAGUCUGCAUAUCAAUGAUUUGGGAUUGACAGUAAACUGUAAAGAGAAAGGAUUUCACAAUAUAUCAGAACUCCUGCCUAGACCUCUCAAUGCUAAGAAACUUUACUUGAGUGGGAACUUAAUACAGAAAAUUUACAGGUCUGAUUUUUGGAAUUUCUCUUCUUUGGAUUUAUUGCACCUUGGAAACAACCGAAUAUCUUAUGUACAGGAAGGAGCCUUCAUCAACCUCCCAAAUUUAAAGAGCUUGUAUUUGAAUGGGAAUGACAUUGAAAGGCUGACACCUGGCAUGUUCAGAGGUUUACAGAGUUUAAAUUAUUUAUAUUUUGAGUAUAACAUGAUAAGGGAAAUCCAGCCUGCUGCUUUCAGUCUAAUGCCAAAUCUGAAGUUGCUAUUUCUCAAUGACAAUCUGCUACGAACUCUCCCAACUGAUGCCUUUGCUGGCACCUCUCUGGCAAGGCUCAAUCUGAGAAACAACCAUUUUCUUUACCUUCCUGUUGCAGGAGUUCUUGAGCACCUUAAUGCCAUUGUGCAGAUUGAUCUCAAGCAGAACCCAUGGGAUUGUUCUUGUGACAUUGUCCCUCUAAAACAGUGGAUAGACACCAUAAGCUCGGUCAUUGUGGUUGGGGAGGUGUUGUGCACAAGCCCUGAAAAUCUGACACUCAAGGAUCUAAAGUCAAUAGAAAUGGAAAUUUUGUGUCCAGAGCUGUUGCAUGCUACUGCUUCAUCUGCUCUGCCAGGACACAUGGUACCCACAGUCAAUUCAGUCUUUGAGUUUACCACGCCAGGGGGUGCCGUUCCACUGUCUGUCCUCAUCCUCAGCCUCCUAAUAUUGUUCUUCUCAGCUGUUUUUGUGGCCGCAGGCCUUUUUGCUUUUGUGCUGAGAAGGCGCAAGAAACUGCCUUUCAGAAAGAGACAAGAGGUGGAUUUGACUGGCAUUCAGAUGCAGUGUAGAAUCUUUGAGGACAGACCGAACAACUCCCCAGAGAAGGCUCCUGGCCAUGUGUAUGACUAUAUCCCACAUCCAGUAACCCAGAUGUGCAACAAUCCCAUCUACAAACCUAGAGAGGAAGAGAUGGGGGAGGAAUUUUCAGAAACAAAGGAAAAUAACACUAAUUAUAGGACUUUAAUUGAAAAAGAAAAAGAAUGGACCAUGGCAGUGUCAAACUCCCAGCUUAAUACUAUAGUUGCUAUCAACCAGAGUGGGGAAGUACCAAGUUUUCAUGAAAAUGGAGUAAUCUUUCCUGGUAUAAUAGACCGAGAACGGUCAGCUCCCACAGUUGGGUUUGUGGACUGCAUUUACGGCACAGUGCCCAAAUUAAAGGAACUACACGUUCACCCACCUGGCAUGCAAUACCCUGAUUUACAGCAGGAUGCCAGAUUAAAAGAAACCCUACUUUUCUCAGCUGGAAAGGGGUUUUCAGACCAAACCCAAAGUGAAUACCUCGAGUUAAGGGCCAAACUCCAAACCAAGCCGGAUUACCUCGAAGUCCUGGAAAAAAACACUUAUAGAUUCUAAUAUAGCAUAAUUUCAUAGCGCCCAAAAAAACGCAUGAUUCAAGAUGAUACCGUUGUGCUCCCCAAAUUGUUUUGGAGGAAGGGCCAUACUCUAAUCCUAAUUAAUUGAAGUGCCUUCGCAAACUUUUGCCAGCAAUGUUAUCAAUCAUUAUUUUUUAUAUAGGAAUCUAAGAAACUUGACUGUGCCAUGUAAGGUAUGAGGAUAUUUGUACUGAUCCUGAUAAAUAAUUCCACGUGUCCUUUUUGGCAGUAACUUAAACCUUUUCACUUGAGGGUUUUGGGGGGGAGGGGGAUAGGAUGGCAUUGUGGCUUCCUUAUACAUAAAAAUGCCUAUGGCACAGUUCCUGUAUAUUGAUGCAGUUUGCUGCAUGCCUAAAAAAAACUGCAGGGGGGUUAAUGCUCGAAUGUUCUCACCCAAAACACCAAUGCUCAUUCUUUAUUUUAAACCUUCAAUUCAACAUCCAAAACCUGGAUUCACUGCAAAGCAUCAUGGUUUUAUGUAUAUUUGAUUUAUGUAAUUUUGCAAUGCAGAGAAGUAAUGUACACAAGACAGCUAGGUAUCAACAUCUUUGUGAAUUCAUGACGAUGCCAGGAUAUUUUUCUGCACCUCACUGCAAGUUAUUUAGUAAUGCUACUGGGUAUGUAUAACUAACAGCUUUGUAGGAAGCACUUUUAAUGUCAUCUCCCCCCUCUUACUCCUCAGCCUACCCCAUACACAAAGAUUUUGCAAAUGUGCAUAUAUUUAUUCUGUAAUUUCAGUGAAUAUUAAUUGUAAAGGUAAUGUUUAAUCAGUGUAUAGUGAUUAUGCGUCUGGUAUAGCUUUCCUAAUAAAAUAAUUUGAAACAAUACAUACAUAUACAGAUAUAUACAGAUUUAAAAAAAAAAGGCUUGAUGGUCAAAUUUAGCUAUGCCCAGAAUAAUUUAUGUCCAUCUGCUUAAAAUAAGUUACCAUGCUGACUAACAUUGAUCGCUAUUUCAUUGCAAUUAGCAGAAUUUAUAGAGGUAAGACACAUGGGGUGAAGAAACAUUCUUUGAUAUUGUUUUAAAAUUCUAGGAUUCACUAGCACAUUACAGUAUUUCAGUAGCAAACGAAUAAAUAAUGUACAGUAAUUACUGGAUUCAAUUCUACAAGAAUUGGAAGAAAAUUAUUACUUACCGAGGUAGAGCCAUUUAAUUUAUAUGUCUACUUUGAAAAAUGAGAGCCCCACGAUAUUCCCUUAAGUAAAAUAUCUAGGGAUCACCACAGUGCUAUUCCGACCUAUUCUAGAUGAAUAAAUUGCAACGUAUACUGUACCUGUACAAAACAUCUAAUUGGGUUGUGUUCUUCAUGGUAGACAUUUAUAUUGCACAUUAUAUUUCCUAAAACAAAGUAAUCUUUAAAAUUAUAUUGUAAAAUAUAUAAAAACCCUUAAAAACCCCCAAAGAAAAUGUAAUUUUAAACUAGUUUGUUGUCCAAGCUCAUUGUUGCUGGUGGUUUAAAUAAGGAUGCAUUUAUGUAAGUGAACAGCAGGGGGAGCUUUAGUCUAAAUAUUGCAUAUUAGGCACAGGCACCUGGUUCUUGGUUAUAGAGCUCUGUAUUACUUGUGUACUGCAGCCAUUCCUGAAUCUGUUUUUCUUAGCUUCAUUUCCUGUCUAAUUUAAAUCCCGAAUCAAAUCAUUACUGUACAUUGAAUGUAAAACUGUCAGAUGUCACUAAUGCCUUACAUAAAUAUGGGAAAAUGAGAAUGUGGAAAAUAAUAGUUUGUCAUGCUUUCGUAUCAGGUCAUCUGCUCUAAUGUUUUACUAUACACUGCCAUAAAUUGUUGUAAUGAUUGGUUUUGUUGCAUGUAUACAUAUAGAUAUUUACAGAGAUUUAUAGAGAUUUGCAUUGAUUUGCAUUGUACCUAUCUAUAUGUAUACUACAUAGCAUUUAUAAUUGUUUGGUUUUGAAUUUCUUCCUGCUUUGAUCACAGUCCCUGGUCAUGAUAGUUUUCAAAAUAGCAUCACCUUUUGUGUCCAAUAUAUCACAGCGGAGGGUUUAAACUAGUAUGGUUUCGUCCCUUACUUGCACAUGCCAUAUGAAAAUCCUCUAGCUCUGACGAUUGAUUUUAUUUGAUAAACAAUAGAGAAAUGUCUACAGUAUGUAACAUAUUGUUAUAUAAGGCAGUGCGGUGCAACUGUUAAAACACUGGAAUUUAGGGAUGCCAAUCUUUAGAACUCUAAAUUGCUUUGAACUACAGUACAUCUUCCCUUGACUCCCCCGCUAAGCAUCAUGGGAUAUUUAUUUUAUUGACAGCUGAAGAGCUGAUGAUCUGUGCUGUACUAUAUUUUAUUUAGAACACCUCCUCCUUCAUUAAUAAUGCUCAUUUAAUUGACUCAGAAUGAGCCAAUUAUACCUAUUAUCAGUCCAACAGCUGGAUUUGUUUGCUUAGUAUCACAUCCGUUUGUUAUGUUAUAAAAAAGAAGAAAAAAAAAAUCCAGUAUUCACUGUAUAGUGGUUAUGCAUUCAACAGUACAAUAAAUAGGCAGCAUGCAAGUAUUUUGAAAAUAAAAUCAAAAUGCUCUAUAUAAAGAUAGAAAUCCAUUAACUCCAUGCAUGCAUCACAUCAUUGUAUUUCUUUUACAAUAACACUUUUGCGUGCAAUCCCUAGUGUUACUGGUGCUGUAAACAUUUUAAACAGAGUGCUUAUAAUCCAUAUCAAAGUAUAAUGCAAAUGUUAUGUUUAUAUAUUUUGUUAAAAAAACAAACAAACAAACAAACACAAAAACAAGAAAAAUAAUUUAAAAAAAGAUCAUAAAAAGAGAGAAAGUAAGAAAGUCUUUACUUUGAUAAAGGGACAUGUUCCACCCCUGGUUGGUGCGGAAUUCUAUUUAUUCAGUGAAAAUACAUUUAUUCUUUGAGAAUGGAAAUUUUAUAUUAAAAAAGGAGAUACUUUUUGGCUUAAAUUUUGUUUUAUUUUCUUAUGUAGGAAGCUGCACAGAUUUAAAGCUGUGUUUGUGGCUUUGCUGUGUGUGUGUGCAGGGUGGGGGGUGGUCCUUUCUGGUUGUUUUUUUUUUUUUGCUGUUGCAGAGCUAAUGUGUAACAUUUUGGGAUUGCUCUGGCUCUGUUGUCGUAGCAGACAAAGGAAACACUGUCUAGUUUAUCCCAGCUAUGAAGAGAUCACAUUUUCUACUGACAAAUAAUGAAUGCACAAGCCUUAUAUUAUGAACUAAUAUGACUAGCACCGGUCAUGAGAAUGACAAUAUUAGUCCUGAAUUCUGGCAUCUUAUUGCACAAAUGCUGACAUGUAGAUUGAUAUGUCAAAGCAGAUAUUUCCCAAUACACUAUCUAAAGAGGUACUACCAUUGAUUUAAAUUGUAUUACAUGUCCCAAGACUCAUUGAACAGUAUGUUUUCAGAUGUUUGGCUAACCAUCACAAUGAACAAAUCAGAGAUGACCUUUCUUUUACCAACAAGCCCUACCUAAUAAUAAACGUAAAGGAGAAUGGUGUUUCGAUAGUUCAAUACUUUGCUGCUUACGAUUUAUGUAUUGCUGUUGUUGCAAUUGUAACUGCUACAGAUUUGCAUAAAUCACUACUGUAUGUCCUUUAUGUAUGCUAAUCAUUGAUACCUUAAACUAGAAAUGAUAUUAGUACAUUCGAGCUUAAGUAUAUAUUCAGGAAAUUUUUUCAUGUUUUUUUCCUUGCUUUGCAUAUAUGGUGGUAAAUGUUUACAUUUAUCCCAUUUGUAUUUGUGGGAUUUCAAUGCACUAUGCAGUUGCUAUACCUUGCUUUACGUUAAGAAACCAAUUUAACUGCAUGCUUAUUUCAUUCUUAUCCUCUUGCCUUACAUGUUUUGUUUCAUCACUUGUCUAUCAAAGCCAAUGGGGAAAGUUGGCUUAUACUUGUAUCAUAUUAUUUAUAUAUUUCAGAUUUGUUUCUGAGCAAGAAUUAAUCUGCAUUUGUAAAUUGCAUUCCAUAGAAAGUACUUGGGUAUUUUUGACAACUAUAAAUAUUGUUAUAAUUAGUCCCCACUGUGUUCAACACGGAACUGAGCAACUUUACUGCUUACCAUAAGUACAUUAUCACAUGCCUCUUAAUGAACUUGUCAUAUAUGUUUUAAUGAAUCCUUAUCUGCAAUGAGGUUUUGUUACUGGCAUAGAGUGUAAAAGAAAUAUUUACACAACAAAAGGUUAAUGGAAUAUCCAGGAAAAGAUAAAAAAUAAAAAAAUAAACAUUUUAAUUAUUGACAAUUU